AUGGCCAGCGAGACAAAAGUUGACAACGUUCGCAUCGCAGUCGAGAAGGAGCUCAUCGCCGAAGUCGGCCCGCAUGGACUCUCGUCGUUCUUCGUUACAACGUUCGUCCUCGCCGUACAUCUCACAAAUUGGGCGCCCGACGUGAUCUGGAUCGGGCUGGCCGUGUUUUACGGCGGCGUGGGUCAGUUCGUGGCGGGCAUGUGGGAGUUCAAGCGCGGCAACGUCUUCGUGGCCACCUCCUACUCGUCCUACGGCUGCUACUGGAUGGCCGUCGCCAUGCUCAUGCUGCUCGACAAACUCGGCCUCGCGGCUCCCGGGUUCGAUUCUAUGAAGGCGCUGGGGUGGUUCCUGACGGCGUUUCUGGUGUUCAACACGUACAUGACGUUCCUGACGCUGUUGCUCUCGAAGGUGGCCUUCGUCACCUUCUUCCUCCUCGAGCUCUUCUUCCUCUUCCUCGUCAUCGGCUGCUUCCGCAACGACGCCCCCGGCCACGGAUGGACCGCCGCCUCCGGCUACGCGCUGCUGCUCACCUCGCUCGCUGCGCUCUACAUGGCGGCGGCGUCGAUGUUCAACACGCUGGCCAACCGCACCGUGCUGUGGGGAGGCUCCCCCAUCCUCAAGCUCUCCAAGGGAAACUGA
Molecule: messenger RNA, 639 nt
Organism: Closterium sp. Naga37s-1
Lineage: Eukaryota; Viridiplantae; Streptophyta; Zygnematophyceae; Desmidiales; Closteriaceae
Source: the annotation of a GenBank genome assembly